AUGUUUCACGCUAUCAUGGACACCAUGCAGGGCUUUGGGGUGAGCAGCACCCGCUACCUGCAGACCAACUAUCAGGAUGCCCAAGGUUUGUUCCUCUGGGUGUCAUGGGCAGCAGACCUCAGGAACACCUUUUUUAUCUUCUUCCCACUCUGGUUCCACUUUCGGCCCUCGGUGGGCAUCAAGCUCAUCUGGGUUGCCGUCAUUGGGGACUGGCUCAACCUGGUGUUCAAAUGGAUUCUGUUUGGAGAGAGGCCCUACUGGUGGGUCCAUGAGACGGCUUACUACAGCAACAGCAUUCGUCCCGCUAUUGAACAGUACCCAAUGACCUGCGAAACUGGUCCAGGAAGCCCUUCAGGUCACGCUAUGGGAGCGGCAGGUGUCUACUACACCUUGGUGACAUCUAUCCUUGCCAUCAUGGCCAGCAAGAAGAAACAUGGUGGCAAGAAGUCUUCUAAAAACGGGCUCUACUUGAAGGUUAUUCUUUGGACCGUGUUCUGGGCAGUCCAAGUGUGCGUCUGUCUAUCCAGGGUCUUCAUAGCUGCACACUUCCCCCACCAGGUUGUUGCUGGAGUCAUCACAGGCAUGAUUGUGGCUGAGGCCUUUAACAGAACCCAGUGGAUCUACAAUGCGAGCAUGAAAAAGUACUUCUACACCACGCUCUUCCUGACUUCCUUCGCAGUGGGGUUUUACCUGCUUCUAAAGGUUGUGGGUGUAGACCUCCUCUGGACGCUGGAGAAGGCCCAGAGAUGGUGCAACAAGGCCGAAUGGGUCCACUUGGACAGCACGCCUUUCGCCAGCCUCCUACGCAACAUGGGCACACUAUUUGGCCUUGGCCUCGGCCUGCACUCGCCCCUGUAUACCGAGACAAAGCGCAGCAGUAAUGCAGUGUCCCGGGCCGGCUGCAUUGUCAGCUCUCUGCUGUUGCUCCACCUCUUUGACUCCUUCAAGCCACCCACGCACACCGCCGCCCUAUACUACCUACUCUCCUUCUGCAAAAGCGCCACUGUACCCGUAGCGACUGUCAGUAUCAUCCCAUAUCUGGUGAACAGCGCGCUGGGCCUGCACACCAAAAAGGGCGUGUGA
Molecule: messenger RNA, 1083 nt
Organism: Nerophis lumbriciformis (worm pipefish)
Lineage: Eukaryota; Metazoa; Chordata; Actinopteri; Syngnathiformes; Syngnathidae
Source: RefSeq, a predicted model, not a curated record